UCUUUGCGCGGCGGGACAGUAAUGGAGAGAUCUGUCAGAUACACUAUGUUCAUAUGCUGCAAAACAAAUCAAUUUUUACAUCAAUACAGAAGGGAUUUUAGAGUUUAAGAUUGCUUGAAGUUUGAGCUUUUUGUUGAUUAAACAGCUCUUUUAUCCUGUGCUGAGGGAAGGAGCAGGGGUGAAGGAAUCCAUACGUGGCUGUGUACGUUCAUACCACUCAAUGCAGGUCUGUCCUCGUAUCAGAGAGCAAUGAACAGAGAUUGCUUCGACCUAUGCCUGAAAGUACAGGAUAAAAUUGAGGAAGCAUAAUGAAAGGAAGAUGGCAGGUUUGAAUAGGAAAAUUCUCCCUGAAUUUAGUCCAGUGCUAGGGAGCACUGAAGAUCCUUACGUGGUUAUGUUUAGUCCCUUCAGUGGCUAACUAAAUUGGAAAGGAGCACAUGGGAAGGAGGGCAGCACGUGUAGAAGUGAAGUGAGCUUUCAGGGCAGCUGAGCACUGAGGCAGCGUCCCUCAGCUCCACCUGUUUCCUGGGUCUGCGUGCAGCUGGAGGGGCAAAUGGAAGCCCAGAGAUGCUUCUGCAGUGAGGGCUGGGCAGAGGAGAGCUGCUCCCCAGCUCUGGGCCCCAUUAUGGGGAGGUGGCCCCUAACGAUGUUUGUUCGUCUUGUUGGUCAAAUGCGUUACGCUCCCUGGAGCUGCUUCAUUUGACUGCCGACAGGCCAUCAAACGGCACUGGCUCAGGACCUACCAAAUGAAUGCCUUUUGUUUGGUGUGUUUGCGUUUGUCUUAUUUUGGUAACAGAACAGGGUGUGGGCAUGUAUUUUUUUUCCGUUAAGAUUUUAAGGGGGCCGAUGGCAGUGGGUGAAGUUGGGCAGAAUGUAAUCAGGUGCUAGAUAAACAUCUCCUCCGAUAGGCACGCCAGCCCUUCCCAGGGCACACGGGUAUUUCGCCCUGCUACCCUAAAUUGGCGUGGAAACAAAGCAGGCUGCAUGGGUGUAGCUGUGAAAGCAGUUAGUAUAGAACGUCACCUUCAGCAGUUCUUUAGCAGAUAGUCAGAAACGAGGAGAGCUGCAUUUCAGUAUUUGAAUGUAGCUUGUGCUUUUUAAACCCAGCCGCAGGUGAGCACACCGACAGAAACACUUGACACUCACGGUCUAUUCAGGUGUAGUUCUUCAGUCUAAGAGUUUAUGAAAAUUGACUUGUCUGCUGUCACAACCAUAUAAUUAACACACAUCUUUGCCUCUAAUUUUACUCUCACGUGGGCAUUUAAUGCGUUCUCUCCCUUUCUGCUCCUCGUCUGCUUCGCUGCGGGCUGCAGUAGGACUCCUUAGCGCAAUUCACACAGUGCUGUAAUCUCGAGGAGGGACUAAUGGCAAAUGAAUCAUUGGUAGAACGAUCAUCUGCUGUUUUCCUUGACCUGCUAAUGUUUGAUUUUUAAACAAUACCAACCCAGUAUCACCUGGAGGCUUGCGACCGCAGUACAUACAGAUGGUGAUUGCUGUGCCUCGCAAUAGGAGAGGGCAGCGAAUUUCUGCCAAAGUGCAGCAAGAAGCCAACGCUGUUAAUUUUAAACAGCAAAACUGUGGAGAUUAGAGAGUAUGAAAACAUAAGAAAGUAGCGUGCACAGCUGACGGGAUGCAUAAGUAUUGAAAGAAUUUCACGUUGAAGUAGUCUUUGAAACAGCGUGCGCAUACUUGAAGCCUAUAAAUAUCUUCACACAUUUUUCAGUGGUUUAAGCUUAGUAAUGGUUUUGCAUUGCUUAAGUAUAGCAUUACCAGAUUUACCAGAUUUGUACUAUCUAUGCUUGUCACUCGUCUACAAUAGCUUUUUUUUUUUCUUUCCCAGCAGCAUUUGUGCAGAAGACUGAUGUGCUGCUGGGGAAAUGCCAUAAACUUUUGUCAAAUAGGAGAUCUGCUUCCUGUGAAAGCACACUGCCUGGCAUUAAGAGAUGGAAAUUUUAUUAAUUCUUUUAUUCGGAGUCCUGUCACAGCUGCGGUCCUGCCUGUGGUUAAUGUCUGGUGAAACAGCCUAUAAUUACCCCAGGCAUCUUAUUUUAAUGCUGUCCUAGUGCUGUCUGACUCGCAGUCCUCUAGAGCAUCCCACUCUUUUCUAUCUGUAUUUUAAAAAAUUCAGAAAAUGUUCCUGGCAUUUUAAGCUCUUAUGUAACUUCUCUGGAACUUGAGACUCGAAAAUAGUUUAAGCUUAAUUGCUGAUCUUAGGCAGAAAGGUUACAAACGCAUGGCUUAUUUAGUCUAGCUGGUAGCUUGGGAGGUAAAUAUCACGAUGAGAGAGGAAACUUGUUGAAGUUAAAGUACAGUAUUGGCACGAGAUGAAUGUUUUUGAGCAAGCUGUGAAUUUAUUGAAGUCUGACAUUAAAAGAUCCCAAACCAUCUGAGGAGGGAGGUUGUGGAACAGGCUUCCAAACAGGAUAAUGUGGACAAAGAAGUGUUUUUAAGAUGGCUCUUGAUAAGUUUUGGUAGUUUAAGUCAGAAUUUCCGUAGCUAGUAAAUGAGGUUUGUAGCAGUGGUCUUUUGGGCUAAGUAGAUGUCUGGGCACCGCGCUACAUUUGUAGUGUAUGAUGCAGUCAUCUCAUGUUUAAGUGCUUCUGGUGGUCCAUCUGUGAGGACCAGGAAGAUUUAUCCCUUUACGUACUUACUUACACCAUCUGAUAUUUGUCUCUUUUGUUCUGCUUUAGGAAAAGACAGAGUGAGGAACAGGUGCCCUACAAGUCCUCCUGGCAUCACACAGGCUUGCAAGUGUGUCGCACUCUCUAUCCUCCCAUUUAAACAGAGCAACAGACACUGCUGGUACAGAAAUCUUGCAAGCUUGGGCUGGUUGGGACUCCUGGGCUUUUUCUGUCCCCUUCUAACACCGUGUGUUCUCCACUUCUGUUUCCAACUUAGAUGAAGAGAGCAGAUGGACCGUCCAUUACACUGCUCCAUGGCACCAGCAGGAAAAUGUGUUCCUGCCUUCCUCAAGGCCGCCUUGUGUGGAGGACUUGCACCGGCAAGCAAAGCUGAACCUCAAGUCAGUACUGAGAGAGUGUGACAAGCUGCGGAGAGAUGGCUAUCGGAGCUCUCAGUAUUACUCUCAGGGCCCCACCUUCUCCUCAUCCUCCAGUGCAAUCUGUGGAAGUUACCAGGACGAUUAUGAAGAAAUUGAACAAAAGUGUUCUGUCUCUUCCCCAGAAGAAGAAAAGCUUAUCACCAUCAAAAGGCCUAAAACCCCAGUUUCAAAUGACUUAUCAGAUAUCAACACACAAACCAACUGGACUAAGUCACUUCCACUGCCAACACCAGAAGAGAAGAUGCGACAGCAAGCACAGGCAGUCCAAACAGAUGUGGUUCCUAUCAAUGUGACUGGGGAGAAUUUCGACCGCCAAGCCAGCAUUCGGCGGUCUCUAAUUUACACAGACACGGUGGUAAGACGGCCGAAGAAAGUCAAAAGGAGAAAGACUAUAACAGGAAUCCCUGACAACAUACAAAAGGAGCUAGCAGUUGGCACAGGCCAAAGUGAUUUCCGAGGGCACUCGAUGUAUGUCCCAGAUCACAGUUCCACGCUAGGGCGACUAGACAGCUAUCGCUCUGCUAUGCAGCGGUCUGAAACCAAGGACACCAGCUGCCAGACUGAAGAAGUUAAAGUUGUGCCUCCUUCGAUGAGAAGAAUACGAGCACAGAAAGGACAAGGCAUUGCAGCUCAGAUGUCUCAGUUCUCCAGCUCAUCUGGAAACAUGUCUGUGAUGAGUGAUUCUGCUGCAGUUAUAUUUGCUUCUCGCCAGAAUAGUGACAUAGGUUUUCACAGCUUGCCUCGGGCUGGUGCAAGAGUGUCUCUGCAGUCCUUAGAACAGACCCAGAGCAUCUCCAGACAGACAGAAGACAUUGCUGGUACUUUGCCUCACCAGAUGAGUAAACUGCAAGUGGAUGAUGAUGUUGCACAUCUGAGAAGUAAUGCCAUAACAGGAACUCUUUCGAGGCCAAAGUCUCAAGAGGUAAGAAGUUGUGACAGUGAAAAGUCCACUAGCCCAGCAUGUGUGGUCUCUCCUCAUGCCACCUACUCAACAAGCGUCAUACCCAAUGCGACACUGUCAUCCUCCUCAGAAGUUAUUGCUAUUCACACUGCCCAGAGUACUGGAUCGCUGGAUAACAAAAUUAGCAGUUCUGCUGUGUACCCAAAACCAAGAGAUAAUCCUGUUGCCAACAAUGCAAUAAGUGGGAAAGAAGAUCACCAUUCUUCAAGUGGUAACUGGAGUGAGAGUAGCUCCACACGUCACUCACAGACUUCAGAUACCAUCCCAUCUCAUACUGUCAUGAUGCUUUCUCUUGGUGACUCUGCUGUCUCUCUCAGCACUCCUGGAAAUGUAGAGGCUGGCUCUCAGAGUGUGAACUACAGCUGCAGAAGCAAUCUUGCUUCACCAAACCAGUCCCAGGACAGCGAUGGUAGGAGUGAAUCUAGCUACUCAGGGGAGCGAACACAAGGUGUAGUGAGCAGCACAGAGCACUGGCUAUACAAGUCUGCGGAAAAUAGUGAGACUGCAUCAUGCAAGGUAGCUUGUACCACACCAGGCUGUGCCACUCCUGGUAGCAACCUGAGCAGCAGCAGCCUGGAGAGGACAUCAGCCAAAGAAGAUUCCACUUCACUGUAUUCUGUAGACCACGAUGGUUAUUACAGCUCUAUGAGCAUGGACUCUGGACUGAAGUCAGACAUGCCAUGCUAUAGUACUAAUGGUUUUGGGAACCCCAGAGACAGCGUGAUUAAUGUCUUUGAAGCAAAGGAGAAGAAACAUCAAGAUGACCAGCCAGGCCAAGGUGAAAAAUCCCUUGCAAGAAACAUCUCUCUAAAAAAGGCAAAGAAGCCGCCUUUACCUCCGUCUAGAACAGACUCACUCAGAAGGGUACCCAAGAAGAAAGCUCAGUCCAAUGGACAGGUACUUGAUGAAACCCUCAUUGCUACCCUCCAGCAUUCUCUGCAGUUGAAUCUCAAGUGCAAAAAUGGCAGCUCCCCUUCCCAGAGCCCCUGCAGUGACUAUGAGGAUCCCUGGGUGUUGCGCUCUCGCAGCCAAAGCUCGGUCAGCGCAAGCAGCAGCAUGAUGUCCACUACUGCCCCAAACCUGUACUCCAUUUGCACAGUCACUCCCUCUCAGAGUGAAACAAGCAGCAUCAAGUCAGAGUAUGCUGACCAGUGGGGUUACUACAGUGACUAUGCUGCAGUGGCAGAUGACCAGAUGAAGUCUCCAGUGACCCAUUCUGCUAGUACCUCUUCUGCUCUCAGUGAUUACAGCAUCAGCCACUUCAGUGAUGGCUCAAGGGCUUCUGUACCACAAGUGCCCGCUGGACUGGCCAAACCAAAGAGCACUUCUCCAGAGAAGUCCCACCGAGUCACAUCGCCAUCCAGUGGGUACUCCAGCCAGUCCAAUACACCCACUGCACUCACUCCAGUGCCUGUGUUUUUAAAAUCUGCGUCAUCAGGAAAUGGGAAAUCCAAGCUGAAACCUAAAGUGCCUGAAAGGAAAUCUUCUCUUCUGUCUUCAGUCUCCAUUUCUUCAUCCUCCACUUCUCUUUCUUCAAAUACAUCUACUGAAGGGAGUGUGAGUGUGAAGAAAUUGGACCCCACCCCGAGUUCUCCUCCAGAUUCUGGUGCACCUCUUCCUCCGCCUCCUCUUCUAGCACCUCCUCCACAUUGCCUUGAGCUCUCUCCUCCCUCUUCCCCCCCUCCUCCUCCAGCAGAAGCCGUGGAUAUAUCACCAUUGCCAGCUUCUCCCACAUUCCCCCCCCCUCCACCAGAAGCUGAUGUAAAUUCUUCCUUUGCUCACAGUGUCCAGUGGUUACCACAAGAAGCUUCCAUCGGUUCAUACUCUUCCCCUGUUCCUCCUCCUGUUUUCCCUUUAGUUGUCCCACCACCAGCCCCACCUCUUGAUCCCAAACUGACAAAAGGUGCAAUGAUAUGCCCACAGUAUUCAUUUAAGAAACAUGAUCAGGAAGAUUCUUGCUACAAUGCUGUGAAACAGCCAUUGAGCAAGCAAGAUGCAUCAAGACCUGUGAUGCCCUUGGUAACCACCAAAGCAUUGCAAAUGGUGCAGCUGAGGUCUAUCAGAAAAGCAACAGAAGGUGACCCAUCACCUGAAUCUGCUUCUGAAACCAUCUCUCAGGAAAAGGGUAUUGUCACUUCAUCAUCACAGUCUUCCCUAAGGCCAUCUCUCUCACUAAGACUCAGUAACAGCUUAGGUGAAGAGGAGAUGAAGAUUCAUGGCACUUCAUUUAAAAACACACCUCAAACACUGGCUCAGAGUUCUCCUCUGGUACUCUCUGACAACGUACCCAUGCUUGAGAGCGAUCAAAAAGCUGCAGUUACUAUGGGUCUAAGCAAGUCUUUGGAACCAGAUUCCCCAGGGUCAGCUCCAGAAGCCACACCCAAGUCCCCAGUUCGGAGCGAAGACUUCCAUUCUGGCAUGCCACUGCAGGGGUCACCAGCAUCUCCAGACAAGACUCAGGUCGUUUUGCCAAACAAGAAACCACCUCCCAUUUCAAAGAAACCCAAACUGUUCCUUGUUGUACCACCUCCACAGUUAGAUCUCACAGUGGAGAAAAUAGCUGAAGUGAGUGAUACUGUCAGAAGCACAUCAAGCCCAACUAAGAGAGACGCUGUGCUUACACACUGCGAGGAGGCGAGAAAUUGCCUUACAGAUGGACUCAGCUCCAGCGAGAUGGACUCUGGCAGCCUGGUUCCUGAGGGAGGAGCUGCCAGAGUCACCUUCUCUGAAGCAGUGGGAGUUGGUGCCUUUGUGGUACAGUCCGCUGCAUCACCAGUUCAAGAGGAGCCCAGGCAAGAGGAGCAGUCAGUUUUUGAUGAAGGAAGCAGCUCAGGCAGCAGCCAAGACAGCAGCAGUAACACUGAAGGACACCCGUCUCAGGAGAACGAAAGUGCCGAGGUGUUUGAAUCAGAAACAGCAAAUAGUUCAUUCCUGCCAAGCAAUAAUUAUGGGGAAGAGACGGAUGGAGUGGCAACACCAGCGAGACCGAGGACUACUGAGGAUCUUUUUGCAGCCAUUCACAGAUCCAAAAGGAAAGUCCUUGGCCGUAAGGAUUCUGAGGACGAUCGUACCCGCAACCAUUCUCCUUCACCCCCCGUAACACCCACUGGUGCUUCCCCAACCUUAUCUACCCUCAAACAGGCAGGAUCUAUUCAGAGAAGCAUUCGCAAGAGCAGCACCAGCAAUGACAACUUCAAAGCCCUGCUGCUGAAGAAAGGGAGUCGCUGUGACACCAGUUCCCGCAUGUCAGCAGCAGAGAUGUUGAAGCACACGGAUCCACGGUUCCACCGAGCCAAGGUGGAUGCCUCUCCCGACCUUUCCGACAGCCCUGCCAGCUGCUCGCCCAGCAAGAGCAAACGGGCCCAAGAGGAGUGGGCCAAGAGUGAAGGCCUGAUGCCGAGGAGCAUGUCCCUCUCCAGCACUAGGUAUGGCCGAUCACGAACACCGCCCUCCGCUGCCAGCAGCAAGUACAAUGUUCGCAACCGCAUCCAGAGCAGCCCCAUGACAGUGAUUAGCGAAGGAGAUGGGGAAGUGGUGGAGCAGACAGAGAGCAGGGUCCAAAGGACUUUGGAUGAGCAGCGAGAGAGGCAGCUCGAUGUAUUUAACAGUGAUGAAAUAGACAUGAAUGACUUUUCGUAUUCUGAGGAGCUGGACUGCAAGGAGACCUUGGAUCCAACCCAUCUGGACUUAAUGACUCAGCCGGGUACUUCGAGAAAGUACCUAAGUCCUUCAGCUGAAGAAAGUUAAGAGACAGUGACAGAUGGCAUUGGAUAUUAGUCUAGAAAAUGACAGAGGACUAGAUUCCAGAAGAAAGCCCAGAUCAGGACAAGUUUACUUCGCCGAGCAUUUACUCCAUGAACUGCAUGUGUGUGUUUAAAUGCUGAAGCAAUGAUAGUUCUGCAUGGUUGGGGUGGGGUGGGGAGGACUUGCUUUGAAUGAGUGGUCUGUGGCUUAAAGAAAUUAACAGCUGAAACUGUUGUGUGAAGCCUUAGAAGUCCUCUUUGGGGGCGGGAGUAGGGGAGUUUUCUCAGAGCCUGUAGGGGUGUGAAGUUUUUCUUUUUCUUGAGACUGCAAUUGUGCAAGUAAAUUUAAAAAUAAGCCUGCAAAAGAGGAAGAGGAAGGCUUCUGUGGUACAAGCUGGACAUUUGCUUCAAAAGCAUUGUGUUGGUGCAGAGUAGUGCAUUUGUUAAGCAGAGAGGUAGGAUGAGGAACCUGUGGAAGGUAGUAGGGUUGGUGCUGGGGCCACGUGACUUCUUAUCCAGGUAUGCCCCAGCAUUAGGUGAAGCGUGUCCUGCUAAUGCCAGUAGGUCACCAGGUUAUGAAGUGGUCCAGGGUACUUUGUUUUUUCCUGAGGGAAAAUGAAACACAAGUUGACAUAGACAAGGGAGCCAAGUUUUCUAACUCAGUACUGGCUGCUAUGCAGCCACACACAUAACACUUGGUGAAACACUCAUUUCCAAGUGAACUGCUUCCUUGGCCGGAGUAUUCCCUUAGAGAACCGGAACAACUGGAUAUGUGUGGAGCAUGUGAGCAGACAAGGGAAGUGGGAGAGGAAUUAAGCAGUAUACUGCCGGAGUUUAGGACGGUUAAGUUUCUGAAUUCUAAGAUAGAAUUUGAGAACUUGCACUACAGAGCUGUAGGUGAAGCCUGUCUUUCAAAAUUGAAACUUGGGAGUUACGUUUUGCCAGAUGUCUUUCUUCCAUUUGUCAAGAUGGAAGAGCUAUUACUUUUCAUCACUUGAAAUACGGAUACUUGCUAACUUUUGGUUACCAAAGAAUAAGUUACAGUUACUUUCCUUUUUGAUUUGCCUGCAGUAUUUCUUUUCUUUUUUUUAACCUUAAUAAUUUAGUGAAGUUCAUUUUUAUUGUAUAUUUUACAGAUAAUAAAAACAUUUAACGGUUUUCCAAUUGUAAAGAAGACCAUUAAUUGAAACUGAAAUAUUGGCUGGAGUUUUCGGUUCUUAGUAGGAAUUAAGGUUUUAAAUUGUAAGAAGAAUUUUGCAUCAUUUGAUGGCGUGAGCAGUUUUUGUAUUGUUUGUAAAUAUUGAAAGUUGUUAAAAUAUCUUUUGAUCUCCCUACCGUAGGAUUUAUACAUUUUUAGAUUGCUUUUAAAAAGAAAAAGCACUCUUUGUAGAUUAUUUAUUUUAGAGAAAUAAGCCUGUAAUCUCUUUCUUCAUUCCUUUUCUUGUUAGUAAUGUAAAUUUCAGGGGCCUUUGUUUAACUCUUCCCUUCACAAGAGGGGAAUAGUGAUGAAAAUGCUGUGACUUUGCUUCAAUAAAGAAGGCGGCUGCCAGUUGCCA
Molecule: messenger RNA, 9321 nt
Organism: Gallus gallus (chicken)
Lineage: Eukaryota; Metazoa; Chordata; Aves; Galliformes; Phasianidae
Gene: NHSL1
Product: NHS like 1
Exons: 8
Coding region: 3303-7769 (1488 amino acids)
Biological process (GO): cell differentiation
Source: RefSeq, a predicted model, not a curated record